This is a messenger RNA of Rotaria sp. Silwood1, 600 nucleotides long. The record is from the annotation of a GenBank genome assembly. NCBI's taxonomy places the organism in Eukaryota, Metazoa, Rotifera, Eurotatoria, Philodinida, Philodinidae.
AUGUCCAGCCAUACAUCAUCACAAACUGGAGAUAAAAAAGCUGACGACACAGGUUCAGAAGAUCCAUCUCAUCCAGGAAUGAAUCCUGAUUAUGCUGAGCGUGGUAAAGAGCUAGGCGAAGAAAAUGCCUGUGGUGGUCAUAGCGUAGGCACGGGUGGUCAUGGCAAAAGCAGUGGCUGUAGCAGCAGACAACGUGUCGGUGGUGAACAUUCGACAGAUGCAUUACAUUUCACCCAAGAGGAGCUGCAUCCAGGAAUGAAUCCUGAUUAUGCUGAGCGUGGCAAAGAGUUAGGUGAAGAAAAUGCCUUUGGUGGCCACAGUGUAGGCACGGGUGGCCAUGGCAAAAGCAACGGCGGUAGCAGCAGACAACGUAUUGGUGGUGAACAUUCGAUGGAUAUGUCACAGUUCACCGAAGAGGAACAACAUCCCGGCAUGAAUCCCGAUCCGGCAGCGCGAGGUGCUGAAUUGGGCCGUGAAAAUGCGCAAGGGGGUCAUAGUGUGGGCACCGGUGGACAUGGAGCGACUAGAACCCAAAUUUCCCAAGUGAGAAAUGUACAAGAUCAACUGAUUUCAUAUGAAGAUCCCGUCCACUCAAGCUGA